This is a messenger RNA of Radiomyces spectabilis, 667 nucleotides long. RefSeq lists its product as uncharacterized. Gene Ontology annotation, biological process: cellular response to amino acid stimulus; positive regulation of TOR signaling. The record is from RefSeq and is a predicted model, not a curated record. Gene Ontology annotation, cellular component: Ragulator complex. NCBI's taxonomy places the organism in Eukaryota, Fungi, Mucoromycota, Mucoromycetes, Mucorales, Radiomycetaceae. Gene Ontology annotation, molecular function: guanyl-nucleotide exchange factor activity; molecular adaptor activity. Bases 1 to 402 code for a protein of 133 amino acids. The transcript has 4 exons.
AUGUUGAAACCAAAAGUCAUUGCUCAAGUAUUGCGUCAAGCAACCCAUAAUGGAGUCCGAGCAUCAUUACUCAUGACCAGCGAAGGAUCGCUAUUAGCAUUUGCCGCCGAUAACGAUAAAUGCGCCAAAACUUAUGCAGCCAUUGCUGCCAACGUAUGGAGUACCUAUAAAAAACAACCCGCCAUCGGUACUUCGCUUGAUAACAACAUUCUCGCUACACCAAGAUUCUUGCUUUUACAAUGCGAGGAAGGAACCGUGUUCGUCACUUCCAUUGGUGCCAUGUUACUGUGCUUGGUAGGGGAAGAAUCCGUUGAUCUCGGUUUACUGAGAGCCAAGGCGGAUGCGCUAAGAAACCAUUUGGAUGAGCCUCUUCAAAAAGUAGCCUCAUAUCAAGACUACUAGUAUAUAUUGCUCCUUGCUUCGAUAUUUUACCAUUAAUUUGUAGCCUGAUACGAUACCAAGACACGAACAUGCUCACUGCAAGUAUGAUGUCAGCCAAUGUUCCUUGUUACACCCUAUUCGUACGCCAGCGCUAGCUCUGGUACGGCGACGCUACCUUGCCCGUCUUUGGUGAUCUCUAGUUUCACUGUGUCCACAUUAACUAUACAUUACACAAUAUACAUAAAAGCACGCUGGUAGUGGUAGCAACGGAGCCUUUGUUAAGCUU